Molecule: messenger RNA, 857 nt
Organism: Dendroctonus ponderosae (mountain pine beetle)
Lineage: Eukaryota; Metazoa; Arthropoda; Insecta; Coleoptera; Curculionidae
Product: mitochondrial import inner membrane translocase subunit Tim22
Exons: 4
Coding region: 204-764 (186 amino acids)
Biological process (GO): protein insertion into mitochondrial inner membrane
Cellular component (GO): TIM22 mitochondrial import inner membrane insertion complex
Molecular function (GO): transmembrane protein transporter activity
Source: RefSeq, a predicted model, not a curated record
CUCAGAGUCCUAACCUCUGUGAUCUGUGAACUAUUUCAUAACCUCUUCGAUCUAGGCCCUCUAACCUAUAAAUUUUAGGUCUUAUUCUUACGAGUUAGAGAAAUUAAUUUAUUGUUUUAUUAAAUAUUUGCCGCAAGUAAAAGCAGAUGACUGGAAGUCGUGGUUAUUUUAAAUAAUUUAAUUGAACUUAGAGACAAUUUGUGAUGUCUAGUGAAAGCUCGCCGCCAGGAAAAAGACAACUUUUCCCUGAAGAAUGGGUUUAUCUUACACGAUACUUUGUAGGCAACAAUUACAGAUACCGAGAGAAUAUUAUAAUUCCCCGUAAUUUAGGACCUGUGGCCAUAAAAACUCACGAAGAGAAAAUGGUUGAAUCAUUCAUCGAGAGCUGCCCUUUCAAAGUUAUGAUGAGCUGUGUUGCAGGCUAUGGUUUGGGGGCAGUUAUAGGGCUUUUCUCGUCAAGUAUAGGACCUCAAUCAGUCACGAAUGUUGAAACACAAACAGCCAAGCAAGUUUUUCAUGAAAUGAAAACAACUACUUUAAGUUAUGCAAAGAAUUUUGCACUGAUUGGGGCAGUGUUCUCUGGAGUAGAGUGUACAAUUGAAACGAUAAGAGGGAAGUCUGACUGGAAAAAUGGUACAUAUGCGGGUGGAGUGACUGGAGGAAUAAUUGGCUUACGAGCUGGCCUUAAAGCAGGUGCAGUAGGAGCCUUAGGGUUUGCAGCCUUUUCAACAGCGAUAGACUAUUAUAUGCAUUCUAGGUUUUAAAUACCCAUUUCCAACAAAAAUUUACAUAAUUAAACAGUAAAUUAGCUCGUUGUAAUACUGUUUUGUUGAAUAAAACAGCCAUAAUGUACAAUA